UUUUUUUUAGAUAUAAAGAUUGGUCCUUUCCUAAAAUUUGGAACACCCCAAGUUUUGUUCUUUGAGUUAUUUCUACUUAAUUGUAGAAUUAGCAUAAAAUUCUGUUUUUCUUGUAAAGAUUGAUUCUUUUUCAAAAUAUGAAACACCCUAAGUAUUGUUCUUUUGGAUUCUUUUACUUUAUGUUAAGUGUGGAGUUUCAAUUCUAGGCACUCUUUCAGAUGGGUUUUUGUGAUAUUAAGAUGGGAUUUUUUUUAGUUUGCUCAAAGGCUUUAAUUUUCUAGUGGGGAUGGUUAUAAUACUCCCGCCGUUUCAAUUUGUUUGUCUGGUUUUAACUUGGCACGAGUUUAAGAAAGGAAAAAAGACUUUUGAAUCUUGUAGUCUAUAUGAGUAUCAAAAUGCCCUUUUAUCUUGCGGUCUUAAACAUGACAUGUGGAAAGUUUGAAUCAAAGAGUUGCCAAAAAAGAAAGAGGCAUUCUUUUUGAAACGGACUAAAAAGGGAAGUAAGACAAACAAAUUGAAACGGAGGGAGUACGGAGGGAGUACUCUUUCUAAGCUCUUGUAGGCAGUGACGAAUUACAGUGUAGAGAGACGGGUGUUUUUAGCUUUUUGAAUUGGAAGUUUCUAAAUUUGAUGUGAGCUUAGCAUUUGCACAUGUUACAAUACUUCUACAUAAAGGUUGACGUCAACCAAUAGCAGUGCACCACCAUCAUUAUUUGCUGAUAAAAAUAGAUGCGAGCUUGGUGGUUAUGACUUCACUCAUCGAAGGUCUUCCCGAUGCUGUUGCCAUUAGGUGCCUUGCACGGGUUCCAUUCUACCUUCAUCCGAAGUUAGAGCUUGUUUCCCAUUCCUGGAGAGCUGCUAUUCGAAGUACUGAACUAUUUAAAGUGAGACAUGAGGUCAACUCAUCCGAAGAAUUUUUAUGCGUAUCUGCAUUUGAACCUGAAAACUUAUGGCAGCUCUAUGAUCCGACGCAUGACCUUUGGAUUACUCUCCCUGUUCUUCCCUCAAACAUCAGUCAUUUCGCUCGAUUUAGUGUUGUGUCUACUGCCGGAAAGUUGUUUGUUUUAGGUGGUGGAAGUGAUGCUGUGGAUCCAUUGACGGGCGACCAAGACGGAAUUUUUGCAACUGACGAGGUCUGGUCGUAUGAUCCCGUAACCCGAGCAUGGGGUCUGUGUGCGUCUAUGCUUGUCCCUCGUGCCAUGUUUGCUUGUUGCGUUUUGGAUGGGAAGAUAGUCGUUGCAGGGGGUUUUACUAACCACAGAAAGUCGAUACACAAUGCGGAAAUCUAUGAUCCUGAGACGGAUGUCUGGGUUCAAUUACCCGAUCUCCAUCAUGCGCACAAUUCCGCAUGUUCGGGGGUAGUUUUUGGUGGUAAAGUUCAUGUCUUGCAUAGAGGUUUGUCGACUAUUCAGGUUUUGGAAAGUUUCAGGCAGGGUUGGAUUGCUCACGAAUAUUCUUGGCUUCAGGGCCCGAUGACUGUCGUUAGGGAAAACCUUUAUGUUAUGAGCAAUUGGUUUAUUCAUAAGCAGGAAGGAGAAUCAAGGAGAGUGAUUGUUUCAGCAUCCGAGUUUCGUAGGAGAAUCGGGUAUGCUUUGAUAGGGCUCGGAGAUGAUAUUUAUAUAGUUGGAGGGUUUAAUGGACCGGAGCACUGGAAUUGUGACAUCAAAGUGCUGUCUGAUGUUGAUGCCUUGACCCUCGGAAGUGAGAGGCCAGUGUGGCGUAAGGUUGCUCCAAUGACGAGGUGCAGAGGUACAAUCCUUGGCUGCACACUGCUGAGAAUUUAGGACAUGCAUAAUGAGGAUGAAAUUCAUCGCGGUGUCCUCGGAUAAAUGCUACGAACCACGUCUGACACUAAAGGGGCUAAUAGCGAAUAGGAAAAGCGAAUUGAGAUUUCAGAGUUACUUGGUAUCUGUUGCUUUGCUGGUGGGAGGUGGAAGAUAUCUCGUGGAAUUAGUCGAGAUGCGUGCAAGUGGGCCCGAACACUGCAGUUAUAAGGGAAAAAAAAGAGAAUGAAUUGAGAUUUCUAAUGUUGAAUGGAGGCUGAGGGUAAAACAUGUUCCGUGCCUCGCCCUUAUCUCCUUUGUCGUAGACUGAAGAUGAUUGGAAACCUAUUUGAGACGACUUUUACCAGUCGUCUCAGUAAUGACGGACUUUUUUAUUAGCUGUAUGAUUAGCGGCUUAGCUAUUAGCGGUCUAGAGCUACGGUAAAUAAAGUCCCGUGCCGGAAUCGUGGAAGAAAUGAGAUGUUCAGUUUUCUUGCACCCUCCUUAUCUAGUGUGUAAAUCCUAUUGCUUUCAGUUGUUUGGUUCUUAGGAGAUUUUAACAUGAUAACACAUGUAUUUGCAUUAAGGAGAACUACAGUGCUUAAUAUUUUUGGGUUCUAUUUAAUCUGUGUAAUUUGAGACUUGAGAUCGAGUUUAAAUGGAGUAAUAUGGUCAAUGACGAU
Molecule: messenger RNA, 2446 nt
Organism: Lycium ferocissimum
Lineage: Eukaryota; Viridiplantae; Streptophyta; Magnoliopsida; Solanales; Solanaceae
Product: F-box/kelch-repeat protein SKIP30-like
Exons: 3
Coding region: 747-1784 (345 amino acids)
Molecular function (GO): protein binding
Source: RefSeq, a predicted model, not a curated record